GGCAGCAGAAGCAGGUGGUUGGAUCAUAUGAUGUUGUCAGGCGAAGCUGAGGAAGAGCAAGAUCUCUGAAUCACUGAAUCACAGCCCACAUCAAUCCCUACAUUCAAAGGUUAUUGUUUCCUCCCCAGUCGCGUGCACCUGACACUUCACCAACCAUCAGGCAGGAUGUCAUAUGGGUCCAUUGACAGCGGCUCCUUUGGCAGUCGUAACCCAUUUGGAGGUCCUAUGAGGCAGGGCUACCAGCCAGUAGCCACACAGGUCAGCCCCUCAGAACUGCAAGAUGUGUUUCAGGAGACCUCCUCCAAUAUCUUCCAGAUCAAUGCCAAUGUGGUCACACUAGAGAAAAAUCUUCAGUCACUGGGAACGUCGAGAGAUACCGCAGAGCUCCGACAGAGUCUGCACUCCACUCAGCAGCAAACCAACAAAGUCAUCACCAGCACAAGCCAACUCAUCAAACAGCUCUCUGAUAUAAUCAGUGGCUCUUCACGGCAAGACCGUCUGCGACUGACCAGACUAAAGACUGAGCUCUCUGAGUCUGUGCAGCGAUAUGGGGAUCUCCAGAAGAAAAUUGCAGAACGCUCAAGGGCCCUGCUCCCUCCAGCACAGAAAGACAAGAAGAAGAGUCCUCAGACUCCAUCCAGUGAGCAGAUAGAGGAGGGUCCACUGUUUGGAGCAGGCUCAGAGGGAGGAGGUCAGGCUUUCCUGUCUGAGAUCAGUGAGGAGGACGUGGAGGUGCUCCGUCAGAGAGAGGAGGCCUUGCUUCAGAUUGAGAGAGACAUGCUGGAUGUCAGUCAAAUCAUGAAGGAUCUGGCCAGCAUGGUUCAUGAACAAGGAGAUGCAAUAGAUAGUAUUGAAGAUUAUAUCCAGACAACUUCUUCUAAUGUGGAGUCAGCCAAUCAAGAACUUGCCAAGGCCAACCAAUACCAGAGACAGCUGAGGAAGAGGAAGUGUUACCUCCUAUUGGUUGGUGCCAUCAUCCUCACCAUCCUCAUCAUUAUCAUAGCUGUUUCAGCAAGAAAAUGAGGUUGACCACUGUGGUAGCUGUUGUCAUCACAGUGUCACUGCACUGCUCCUGCCCAGUCUGAUCCUUGACCUGAGCAGCUGGUUCCCAGUAGGAGGGAGCAGCCCUGCAACAACAUCUCUACUCCAUCAUCUCUGGCUCUGUUUACAUGUGUGUCAGUCUGAGGAUGGAGGCCUUUCUCAGCAUACCUCCAGUCUUCAUAAGCCUCUUAUGAAAUCAUCACUGUUCCCACUAGUGUUUCCUUUUUUUCUUCUUUUUUUGUAAUGCAGCAGCUGUUUGCUGUAAUCUGAAAGUUAAGUCCCAAAUGCAAAUGUAGUGAUCGCAUGAGAGGCACAAGCUGGGUGUUUCCUGUAUUAAAUCUAACAGGUAAUGCUCUGUUUUGCAAACCUUCAGUCCCAAACACUAAAUCAGAUGAAGGAGAAGUUUCAGAGUGACACUGUCUUCAGCUGCUGUAUAUUCUACGCUCCCUUCCUCGCAUUUUUACUGAAAUGAACUUUGUAUUUAUUAGCUUGCAGUGUAAUUAAUAUAAUUAAUAAUCACUAUUAUAUUACAGUGUUUGUUGAUAUUGGUAAAUACUGUUUGAAUAUAUAUAUAUACCUUCCAAAAUAAAAGUCUAAGUUCAGCAGCAAGCGACAUGUUAUGAGAUGAAUCUUGUUUAUUUCUGCAUCUUUAUAUUUAUUUUUCACUUAGUGAAAUUGAAUUUUUUUUUAAUUCCCAUGUCAUUUUUAUCAUGAGUUUAAGACGGUCUAAAUUUGGCAGGGAUGGACGCUUCCCACCUAGAAAUACAUUUUGCCCCCACACCUACUGAACAGAGUGCACAUUUUAAACUUCUUUUAGCUGCUUUGCAACCCACCUCUCCUCCAGCAUCUGACUCCAUCAUUGCCAUAUCCAUGCUGUGAUGCUGCCCUGUGCUGUCUUGCUGCUCCAACUUUUCAUUUAUCCACAUAGAGGGGUGAGGAGGUCCCUGUACAGCCAUUAUCAGUUACUGUAAUUGGUUUAAAAACACUCUCUAUUUCUUUGAAAUGUGUCUAUAUUCUUAUAGGGUCUAUAACUGACAAUAUAAAGCACCUUGAGGUGACUUUUGUUGUGAUUGAAUGCUUUAAAAAUAAAAUGUGAUUAAAUUAUCUCCUAGGAGCUGCAGUUACAAACUGGUACUUUCAGGUGUUUUUCAUUCACAGGGCCUCUAUUGAUGCAUUUUUGACAGAGUCACUGCUGCAGCUGGUUUAAAAACAAGGUGUACUCUGGCGCCCAUGGUUGAGGCAUAAGUGAGUUGGAUCUGUCACUCCCAACUUGUCAUUUUGUAAUUACUUAGAUUACUAUUGUAAAGGGCAAUUUUCGCUUUAAUCAACUAUAUGGCAAUAUACUAUAUGCAUUUUGCUUAUACCAUACACAACUGUUUCUGUGGUAGAUUCAUCCCUAAAUGAAAUGUUCAUCCAAACAGUGGCAGACACAGGAGUAAGUAACUCAUGCUACAAGUGUUUGAUGGCUUCCAGCAAGAGGUAAUCAACAGCAGUCAGGCAGUUUUCCUCUUGUCUUCAUGGGCCUACAUUCCUAGCAAGACGUUUAAGAUUUAAGAUAGUAAUAGGCUUAAUUUGAUCCGUAAGAGAAGUGAUUAUGCUGUGUGUUAGUUUCUCCCAGCCCUGUGUUGACUCCUAAAGUUUUCUAGAGAUAAGCAAGAUGUCAGGUUGCCCCGUAGGGUCAGGUCUCCCACAGUCUGUCAUCUUUUACUUAACCCUUUUGCUGUAAAAAGCUUUUCUUUUGGAUUUGUCCAUCAUCAUUGAUCUAUCUCUGUCCCUCUCUUUGGAUUUAUCUGGCUUUGAAUUUCCCAACACACUUCAAUCAGUAAUAAUUUCUUCAAACAACACUGACUCACCAGUAAGGAAGCUUUUCAUUUUUAAUAGAGUUUUCAACAAAGAGAAGAAACAAAGAGAUGAAACAUGCAGGGGGGAAGCUUGUCAUUGUUGUUUUGUCUCAGGCAUAAUGUAACAUGAAAUUCAUUUUCUUUUUGUCUGUUGUUGUUGAGAAAGGCCAGAGGAAAGUUUCUUUAAAAGGUUACUUUCUGCAGCAUUUUUCUACUUACUGAAUAUGUAGCAAUAAUAACAAGGAAAGAGCAUUUCCAAAAGCUUUUCAAACAUUUGAAAAAGCAAUAAAAGUCAGGUUUUUCCUUACCUGGAGGCUCUCUAUCUAGAUUUAAUUCUGUGCAGGCUGUUGGACAAACUUAACCCGGUUUCGCUCACAGCGGUUUACUGUCUGAUAGCCUGCUGCCUCUGUAAAUAUAGCAUGAACAAGGGGGAUAAAUCUCCCAGGAAAUGCAGGCUGAGGGGAAUUUCAAUGCAAGGUGGAGCAGUUAUCAUUCCUGGUCAAUGUCUGGAAUGUUAACGAAGGUUUAUUUGAGGUUACAACCCGGAGCAAGAAUGUGUUCAUACAGAACAGGCCAGGUUCUUCCAAUUACUAGACUAUGUUGUUAUCAAAAGAGGUUUAAUGAAAGUAAAGCCAUCUGCUAUAGAAAGAUCUUCAAUUAAUUCAAAUUAUUUUUCAAUCCUUUAUAUGUAUUUCCAGUGUUAGGAGACAGUGGACGCUUAAUUGUGAUAAACAUUUUUCUGUGUUUGGCAAAACAAUAUUAAAAGCCCAUAAGUGGUUUUGUAAUAAUUUGUGAGUACAACAUACAUUUACAAUCAUGCAACCCUACAGGAUAUCAUUGAUAGUCAAUGAACUUACUGUACCCCUUAAUGACCUAUUUUCUCUUCCAGUGGUGGAUGCUCAAGUCAGUUUUAUCUAUAGGCUGUCAAAUCUCCAAAGGUGCUUUGUAUUGUAAGCUAAAGACCCCAAACUAAUACAAUCAGAUGACCUGACCACCUGAAAGCUGAAGGUGCUACCACGCAUUCUACUUUUGAAAAUUCUCAGAAUCACACGCAACACAGAAGUCUAAUAUUGAAGUCCUCUGAAGGUAAGAUGGGUCCUGAUUAUUCAAGAUCUUGUAUGUGAGGUGAAGGAUUUUGAAUUUAAUUCUAGUUUUAACAGGUAGCCAAUGAAGACAAACAGAAAAGAGAAGAAGACCAUGGAAGACAUAUCCUCUCUCUUUCUAGUCCCUGACAGAGAGAGCCUGAGCGAAGCAUCUAUAUUGUGAACAGAAUUGGUCCUAGUAUGGAACCAUGUGGAAUUCCAUAAUUAAACUUGGCUUGAAGAAGACUCCACAUGAACAAACUGGAGUUUGUUAGACAGAUAUGUUUCCCUAAUACUCUAAUCUCUGUAGUAAAAUAUUUUUAGGAAUACUAGGCAGUCUGGCUACACUGAUGAAGAAAAACCUGGGAUUGUUGUUGAUUUCUUCAGUUAAUGUAAAUUUAGUGUAGAAAUAGGUAAAUUUUGGCAAGUAAUAAACAUGGCAAAAAUUUCAAAUAAGGAGUUCAGCAUAUGUGCAAGUAAUCCCCCUUUUCUCCUCUAAUACAGACAUCUCAGAUCUAUAACUCUUGCUGUUAAAACUUCUCUUUUUUUGUUUUUCAGUCCCUGGCCCAGUGGGCUGAGCAUUUUAACAAUGAAACAGCAGAGAUGGAUUUGCAGUUGGAGCCAGCCAUCACAGGAAUUACUUAAUUUUUUCAAUUCCAAAGUUAGCCACUUGGUUUUCUACCUAGAGCACUCCCCUCCACAUGACUCGAGAUUAACUGCAACACCAUGGAAUCCAACGAAAUACCAGUAUGUGAUGCACUUGGAAUAAGAAUGUGUUUUUCAAGCAUGCUCAUCACUGUGCACUGUGCUGUUUAAACCAAAGGACAUUUAGAGGACUUUAUUGAUCUGUGGUUUUCUUAUUGUUAAAAAAAAAAGUCCCCAUGAAAAGCCUGACAAAAAUGAUCUAAAAUAGAUAGUGAUCCUUUCAUACUGUACUGUUUUUGUGUAGGAAGAAUGGCUGUACUACACUGUAAAAAAAAAAAUCCUAAUAUAAAAGUAUCUUACUGUGUAUUUUACAGUUUUGUGCUGUUCUUCUAGAAUAUCCUUA
This is a messenger RNA of Oreochromis aureus, 5012 nucleotides long. It is a transcript of the gene tsnare1, whose product is annotated as T-SNARE Domain Containing 1. Bases 166 to 1023 code for a protein of 285 amino acids. The transcript has 12 exons. The record is from RefSeq and is a predicted model, not a curated record. Gene Ontology annotation, biological process: vesicle-mediated transport; intracellular protein transport; vesicle fusion. Gene Ontology annotation, cellular component: endomembrane system; SNARE complex; membrane. Gene Ontology annotation, molecular function: SNAP receptor activity; SNARE binding. Lineage: Eukaryota; Metazoa; Chordata; Actinopteri; Cichliformes; Cichlidae.